AUGGCAACUUUGGAAGAAAAGCUGGAAAAGAUCCGGUCGCCCAAUCUGCAGAGCCAGCAACAGACCGUAGUGAUCUUGAAAGCAGUCGACGAAACGCUCAAAGAACAGAAUACGCCGCAGACGCCGACCGGCUACUUCGCCGCUCUGUUGGCCUUGCUCAAUGGGUCCAUUGCGAGCGGCCAGGUCAAUAAGGAGCUAACGACCUCGGUGGUCUACCUCCUCGACAUCGUUACGCCCUACGCGCCGCAACCCCUCUUGCGAUCCAAGUUCACCCAGAUCCUGACGCUUCUCGCUCCCAUACUACUUCUUGCCGAUGCCGAAGCACCGCUUUUGCGACCAUCGAUCGGAUGUCUCGAGUCUCUGCUUCUCGCGCAAGAUUCAGCAGCAUGGAAGCUGCCCACCAACGAAAUCGGUCCGCGGAGGGCUGUGGCCGGACUCUUGAAUCUCGCAAUAGACCACAGACCGAAAGUGCGGAAGCGGGCCCAGGAUGCGCUUCGAAACGUCAUAAAGAAUCCCCCGCCGAGCCCCUCCCUCGAUCACCCUGCCGCCGACUUGUGCGCCGAGACGGCCAUGAGGAGCGUUACCGAGAUGGCCAACAAGGCUGCACUGUUACAGAAACAGAAGAAGUCGUCAGCUGGAGAACAUGAUCCUGCACUCAUACAUGCCUUGCAGCUGGUAAAGACUAUAGCGUCUGCCAGUGGGGGUUGGCCCAGCAGAAACAUUGAGUCGUUGUGUGAGCUUCUGCUGAGCAUUGCUAAGAGCGGGAACGAGCACAUGACGGUGACAGUGUUCGACAUUUUCGAGAUGAUAUUCGAGGGAAUGGCAGACGAGGUAGCCUCGGCAAAACUGCCCCGUCUACUCGAAAUCAUCUCCGAGAUGAGACCUGCGCCCAAUGACACACAGCUUCUUCCGCCAUGGAUUGCGAUCCUGUCACGAGGCUAUGAUGUGUCUGCCCAGAUGGAACCCGAAGAUACUUUUCAGAAGCUCCCGGAAUUAUUCACCAUGAUAUCCGAGUUUAUGGAGUCAGCAUCACACAACAUCAGGGUGUCUGCUUCCGAGUGCUUGAUUUCAUUCAUAUCAAACUGUAUUCCGGACCAAGUCAUAAUCGAGCCUUCCAUAUAUGACGAGAAAGUGCUCGAGAAGAUCGCCAGGGUGGCUGAAAGUCUACUUGGAGUCAAGUACCAGGCGGCAUGGAUGGAGACUUUCAAUGUUCUUGGUGGCAUGUUUGAUACACUGAGGUGGCGUGCUAACCCAAUGAUGCUGGGCAUCGCCCGAACCGUAGGCGAACUUCGGGGGAACGAAUCUUUCAUGGGUAAGAAAGAGGCGGACGAGGUCAUUGGAAAGGCAGUCAGAGCGAUAGGCACAGAACCCAUUCUUUCGGUUCUCCCUCUUAACCUCAUCAAGCCAGUCAAGGGCCAGUCUGGCAGAGCAUGGAUGUUGCCAAUCCUACGAGACUACACAAGCAACACCAAUCUGCAACAUUUCAGGACCGAGUUCGUACCCUUGAGCGAGACUAUGUUCCAACGAGUUCUCGAGAAUGGUGAAGCUGCGAAAACUAUGGAAAUCAAGAUAUACGAGACUCUGGUGCACCAGACCUGGUCUAUCCUCCCUGGUUUCUGUGAUCUCCCUCUGGACCUUACAGUGGCAUUCGACCAAAGCUUUGCAGAAAUGCUAGCUAAUCUCUUGUACAAACAAGUCGACUUGAGACUCGAUAUAUGCCGGGCGCUGAAGACACUCGUCGAGUCUAAUCAGGCGGUAGUUUCUUUGGAAGGUGAAGACAACUUAAUUCUUCAGAACCGCGUUACGAAAGACCACGCGCAGAGCAACCUUGCUUACCUGGGAGAACUCGCCGGGAAUCUGCUUGCAGUGCUGUUCAAUGUGUACAGUCAGACACUUCCCCAAUCCAGAGGGCCGAUACUCCAAACCAUCAAUGCCUAUCUCAGCAUUACCCCCGAGAACGAGUUGGCCGACACAUUCAACCGCGUCAGCGAAAUGCUAGCUGCUUCUCUCAACGAAGUCGGUAAGGAAGUGGGCAAGGUUAAGCCUCAGCAGCCGAAAGAACAAGCGGCUUCUACGAGCCAAACGCUGAUGGACCUGGUUAUCACCAUGGCGAUCUAUCUACCCCGAAAGAGCUUUGUCGCUCUGUUCAACAUUGCUACAAUCGUUAUGGUCAAGGACAAGGAACCUCAGCUGCAGAAGAAGGCCUACAAGCUGAUCCCUAGGUUGGCGGAGUCUGAGCUUGGCAAGCUGGCACUUCAAGAGCGUCAGGCAGAGCUUCAAUCCCUCCUACUGUCUAGUGCGGAGAAGGUAUCAGCCCCUGCGCGAAGGGGGAGGCUGGCAGCUAUCGCUGCCUUGAUUCCAGCUAUAUCGGACGAUUCGCUCCAUUUUAUCCCUUCUGUAUUAUCCGAAGUGGUGAUCUGCUGCAAGGAAAACAACGAAAAAGCCCGGAAUUUGGCCUUUGAUCUUCUUGUUUUGAUGGGCCAGAGACUUGCGGCUUCUGAGGGCAAACAAAUCGACAAUAGCAAGGCCCCGCAUAUGCCGGAUGAUGCCCCAUGCGUUUCCGCGAGCAUAGAGGAGUACAUCACCAUGAUCAGCGCAGGACUUGCAGGUAGUACACCACACAUGAUUUCUGCCUCCAUAACCGCUCUUACUCGUGUUCUCUACGAAUUCCGGCAGUCGUUGAAUCCGGACGUCAUGAGCGACCUGGUCCAGACCAUGGAUCUCUUCCUGACCUCCAGCAACAGGGAGAUCGUCAAGAGUGUCCUUGGGUUUGUCAAAGUCUGCGUCAUAAGUCUGCCGACUGAGAUGAUGCUUCCGCGGUUAGCCACCAUGAUUCCCAAUCUGAUGGUCUGGGCACAUGAGCACAAGGGCCACUUCAAGGCGAAAGUCAAGCACAUUGUAGAACGAAUGGUUCGCCGCUUCGGAUUUGAGUCAGUCCACCGCCACUGCCCUGAAGCUGAUAGGAAGUUGAUCACCAACAUCCGCAAGACCAAGGCGCGCAGCAAGCGGAUGAAGGAUGCCGCAAAGACGGCAGGAGACGAGGACGAGGCGGACGAAGUCAGCAACAAGCGGCGGAGUCGGUUUGAAAGUGAAUACGACGAAGCGCUGUACAGCAGCGAAGACUCUGACAUGUCUGAUGAUUCAGAUGCUGAAUAUCUGGGCAAGUCCCGAAAGGCACAGAAGGGCGGCAAAACGUAUAUCAUGGAAGACGAUGAGGAACCUCUGGAUCUCCUGGACCGCAACGCACUUGCCAGAAUCUCCUCGACCAAACCAGGCAAGCUGCGCAAGGCUGACAAGACCAAGGCGAAGACGGAUGUGGACGGCAAGUUGAUACUGGGCCAAGACAGUGAUGCCGAAGAUGCUAUGGUCAUCGAUACGCCAGGGGACGGGGGAGACCAGAGCAAUGGCGUGGGAGCCUACGUCGCAGCCUUGAAGAGCAAAGAUGCGGGGCGCAGGGGCCGAGGCGGACGUCUCAAGUUCACAAACACGCGGGGCAAGGAUGACGAUGACGAUGACGAGAUGGACUUGGAUGAGAAGGACGUGUCUGCGAUCAUAACACAGGUCAGCAAAGGCAGGGGUGGUGCGAGUCCCCGUGAACGUCCCUCCUCCCGAGGUGGCAUGCGCGGCCGCGGUGGUAUGCGUGGGGGGAAAGCUGGGAAGGGUGGUAUCGCUUCUGGGCGUCGUGGGCUGGGCGAGGAGAAGAGGCGUGGCCCGGCGUUCAGCGGUAAAGUGGCAAAGGCCAAGUCUCCUGGCAGGAGAUGA
Molecule: messenger RNA, 3762 nt
Organism: Anthostomella pinea
Lineage: Eukaryota; Fungi; Ascomycota; Sordariomycetes; Xylariales; Xylariaceae
Source: the annotation of a GenBank genome assembly